Penicillium odoratum is the source of this 1557-nucleotide messenger RNA. RefSeq lists its product as uncharacterized. The transcript has 2 exons. Gene Ontology annotation, biological process: transmembrane transport. The record is from RefSeq and is a predicted model, not a curated record. Lineage: Eukaryota; Fungi; Ascomycota; Eurotiomycetes; Eurotiales; Aspergillaceae. Gene Ontology annotation, cellular component: membrane. Bases 1 to 1557 code for a protein of 518 amino acids. Gene Ontology annotation, molecular function: transmembrane transporter activity.
AUGGCCGAAUAUUCCGAAAAGACGCAGGUUACCGAACCUUACGAGGAGGAACAGCAGGGGGAACAGAUUAAUGUGUCCGGUCAUCGUCAGGAGGUCGAUCGGAAUUUCAGUUUGAUCAGUCUUUGCGCCAUCGCGGUCACGACUGGUAACACUUGGAUCGCCCAGGGUGGUAGUGUGGUGACGGCUUUGAGUAAUGGUGGAUUGGCCGGAUGUCUUUAUGAAUUCAUCGCCGUCUCCAUUUGCUACUGGAUGGUCGCGGCCUCUCUGGCUGAGCUGGCAUCAGGCAUGCCCUCAUCUAGUGGCGUGUACCACUGGGCUUCUAUCACUGCCGGAAAGCAUGGUCGGGUUUGUGGUUUCUUUGCCGGUUGGUGGAACUGCUUGGCUUGGAUAUUGGGUGCCGCCUCCAUGUCUUUGAUCAUGGCUCAGCAGCUUGUUUCCAUGUAUGCUUUGAUGAACCCCGGCUUCGUCCUCCACACCUGGAUCACCUUCGUGACCUUCCUUCUCUGUACCUGGGUGUGCUGUUGUAUUGUUCUAUUCAUGAACCGUUGGUUGCCUUACAUCGGCAAUCUCGGCAUGUUCUUCAUCCUUGCUGGUGUCUUCGUCACUAUUAUUGUGUGUGCCGUCAUGCCUUCCGUCAACAAUGUCGGAUACGAAUCCAAUCAAGCCGUCUGGGAGGAUUGGACUAACAAUACCAACUACUCGCAACAAGGCUUUGUCUUCGUCAUGGGCAUGCUGAACGGCGCGUACAGUGUUGGUACCCCCGACUGCUCUUCCCACCUGGCCGAGGAGAUCCCCAGUCCAAGCCGCAACAUCCCCAAGGCUAUCCUUGCUCAGAUGGGUGUUGGAUUCAUCACCGGUCUCCUCUACCAGAUCGCCAUUUUCUACUCAAUCCAGAGUAUCGACGAUGUCGGCGCAAACCCGUACAACUUCCCCCUCGCCGAGAUCUACCGCCAGGCUACUGGAUCCCGAGGCGGUGGUCUCGGUCUCUUGAUCGUCGCCUUUAUUCCGACCCUCAUCACCGCCACCGGCUGCUACAUUACCGCCGGUCGCACAUUGUGGACCAUCUCCCGCGACCGCGCCACGCCUUUCCCUAACUGGCUCGGCCACAUCAACACCAAGUUCCAAAACCCCUUCAACGCUACCCUGGUCUGCGGCGGUGUCGUCACCAUCCUCGCCUGUAUCUAUCUCGGCUCGACAACCGCUUUUAGCGCUUUCGUUGGCUGUUUCGUUCAGCUGUCCAGUCUUUCCUAUUUCAUGGCUAUCUUCCCUCACAUCCUUACCCGUCGCAACUCGUUCGUGCCGGGCUUCUUCUUCAUGAACCACACCAUCGGCUUUAUUGUCAAUGUCCUCUCAUGUAUCUACAUCCUCGCUUUCGUCGUUAUCUUCUGCUUCCCUUACGCCCUCCCCGUGGACGCUGCUUCCAUGAACUACGCCAGUCUGAUGACAGGAGGUCUAUCCAUCUUCGUCGCUAUCUGGUGGUUCGUUCGCCAGGGUUCUUACGAGGGACCCAAGAACAUCCCCUUGACCGACAAGGCUGUUAUGGAGGAUGCUCGGUAA